Molecule: messenger RNA, 3024 nt
Organism: Lolium rigidum
Lineage: Eukaryota; Viridiplantae; Streptophyta; Magnoliopsida; Poales; Poaceae
Exons: 2
Coding region: 243-860 (205 amino acids)
Source: RefSeq, a predicted model, not a curated record
AACCGCCCCGUGCCCCUCCUUUCCCAAUCAAUUUCUCUCGCUUUUCCUCUUCUCUCGAACCAAUCGAUGGGGGCUCCUCCUCACCGCCACCGGCGGCCGCACGACGCCGGCUGAGAUCUUCUCCUUCCCAAGCCAAGCACCCUCCUAUAAUCUAUGGGGCCAUGUGAUUCUUGCCCUGCUGGGCCGACGCUCUAUCUCCCUCUCUGGCCGCCCGUUUCUCUCCCGAUGCUGCUGGUGACGCAAUGAGGACCUCGGCGCCCUCCUCUCCCCACGUGUUUCCUGUCAGAUUUAAGUGGAGAGGGCGUGCGUCUGCCGGUGCCUCGCCGGCGUUCUUCCCACCUCUUCCUGGCAUAGCGCGCCUCAGAUCCUUCAGCAAGAUGUCGGUCGCCAUCCGGAGCUCUCCGCGUGGCACCGGCGGCGUCUGCGUCGUCAAUGGAGGCGGCAGCCGGUGGGAGGCGUUCAAGGGCCGGUGGCCAGGAGCCGUGGGGGAGAUCCCCCAUGUGGGGGUGGAGGAUCUCACGCCGGAACGGGGGAUGAGCCAUGGGGAUGGUAGCCGAGGGAGGCUGCUGGUGCGGGUGAGCAAUGGCGGCCGGCAGCGUCGGGCGAGCCACACUUCUCAUGUCCGUCCUGCAGGAACAGGAAUUUAUGGAGAUGCCUUUGCCAGGAAAGUUGAUCUAUUGUUCGAUGUGUACAACAGAGAUUCCUAUGUCCCUGUUCUGCUGCUUUAUUCCUCUGGUUCUGUUGGCAUGCCUUGGACUACUUCAUCAAGGAUUAUUUUCUGUGUUGUUAACUUAGUUUCUUCACACUGCACGUCUAGAUUUCCGUUCAGCGAGGUGUUCCUUUGCACAUAUUUGGUUUAAAAUUUCGCAUUACUUCUCAAAAAAUGGUUAUCUUUGUCACGGGAACAUGGAGAAGGAACUAGAAUGAUAGGAAGCCCCUAUAUAGAAAUUUAUAUGCAUUUCAUCCUCCCAGCCUUCCGAAUCCAUUUGGGAUAGACAAAUGCAUGUGAUACUGUUUGUUAUACAUCACUAUCAGUCUACAAAGAGCAGAUAUGCAUGGCUUUAACCCUUACAAGGUAACUUAUUCCCUAGAUACUUCCAAGAUUUAUCAUCCAUAAGCAACAAAGUCAAACUCAGGUCUGACAGAAAUAUUCCAUAUGCGCAUGUUUUCUUAUCUCUUCGUGGCCAUCAAGAUGUAUGGAGAUGUGAUACAAAGUUGAUUUCCUAAUUCGGACAAUGGACUGUGCAGUGAAUCUCCAAUAAAUCUCGCAUGGAUGAUUACAACUUUUUAAUAUCACGGGCUUCCUAAUUGUUAUACAGUAGUGACAAAAUAUUUCUUUUUGCUACAGCUUUCAUAAUUCUAUACGACUUUCUCAGAAAAUUUAUUUGUUGAUCGGGAAAUACUAGCCUAUCGUCGAAUAUGAUUUCUAUGUGAAGAGGAAUUUUGUAUGCCAUACUUUUGCUUUCAGAAAGAAUUUGAUCAACUGAUGUGCUAUUGUGAUCCUAGAUUAUGUACACCUCCAAUCAUCCACACUAUGGUAAUGCGAGAUGGAGCAGCGGACGCUGUCGACCAGCUCAGCAUGCAGGUCAGCUUCCUCUGAGUCCACAUGUUUGUUCUUUACGGUGCAGUUCUGUAAUUCUCUGAUUUUCUUUACUGUAACCAUGUCUACUAUGACACUACAUUUUGUUUUCAGGUUCUGCUCUUUUUCCAUAUUGAUGUGCUGCUAUGUUAUUUGGCCGGUCAAGGGCAACAGCUUACUAUCUCCUAAUACUUAUUACUGUUAGUUCUAAAAUGGGACUGUUAGUUCUAAAAUGGGAUGUUUACAUGCCAAUGGACGCAGAGAUCUGAAACCAGGCGUCUAUGUUUGGACUGUUUGAAUUUUGGGUUUGCACCUCAUUUUAUUUCCAUUUAUCAUGUAGUACUAAGUUAAAUUUUAUGCUCUGCUGUAGAUUCUUUGGAAGACAGCCAAACAUGGGUACAUGAUGCAUUGUGUGUUUAAAGCUCUGAAAUUAUGUAUAUAUUUUUUAUACCAAGCUCACUUACUGCUUUGGCAAGUAGGUGCUCUUCUCAAUAAACUCUGAAGGAAGAUUGAUUACAACUGAAAAUAUAAUUGAUAAAUAUUAUUUAUGACUUCUUUCAACAUUUUACUGCUCUAUUCCAUAUACCUCUAUUGUACAUCUCAUAUAGAAUGUUGUCGCUGCAGCAGCUCUAAUUACUUAUAGCUAUCAUUCAUGGAUGCAGGUUGGAAGAAAAGUGAGUUUAAGCAUUCUUUUCUGGGUAUAUUUGCACCUACAAGCUUCCUGCACUUGAUGAAAAUGGGGAGCCAACUACAGAAACGAGGAACAUACUGUCUCAUGUUCAGGUGAUAAAUAUUUUUCGUUCCUUUUUGGUUUCUCGGAGAUAAGGUAUGGGUGUCCCCUCAGAUUUAUGGAUAACGAUAUCACCUGUGUUCAUAGGUUUUACGCAUGAGAGUGUUGUUAUUCUCCCUGUGUGAUUCUGUAUGAAUAGUGUUGGAUUGGUCUUUUGUGUCGCUUAAUACAAACAGUUUUCCUGCUCAUCUAGCUUAAGGGAUGAAAAUUUCUUCCAGUUCAUAUGAUGUUGCAGAGUUUUCCUCUUACAAGACAUACCAGACAUAGUGUUCAUCUUGAUUUGUAAACUAUCUAAAUACCACUACUUGAUGUAUUAUGUAUGCUGAUCUUAUCUUAGAUGGGUUCUUCCUAUAGAUGAUGCUGUCAUUUUGAUCCAAAAAUUAUCAAUGAUAUGCAUGAGAGUAGGAACUAAUAUCUGAAAUCUCUCACAGGAACAAAGCCAAAUUCAGGCAGUCAACUUGGACUUCUUACAUCUACUGUCUAUACACGUUUGGUGUCUAGGAUACUAAUAGGAGAUGCUUUAGUUUAUAGAUAAUGCCAUGGCUAUUUCACAUGUACUUUCCCUCAUUCACGGUAUGUCGCAGCAGGACCUCUGUGUUCUCUGAAUUAUGUUUAUGGUAUUGUCCCUGACCCAGCUAAUCGAUUUGCUCAACAA